AUGAACCUUGGAACAUGGGAGUCGGAACAAGCCAAAGACAAAAUGCAGUGGAUUGCCGAUGGAGAAAAAUUAUUUUGGCAUACGUGGGAAGUUAAUGAUCCAUGCCAAUAUAAUUCAUUGGAUUGUCAAGAAUUAGAGGUUUCACGAUUACACAGUUCAGAAAUAGCGGAAAUUAAAGUAGAUACAGUG
This is a messenger RNA of Funneliformis caledonium, 189 nucleotides long. The record is from the annotation of a GenBank genome assembly. NCBI's taxonomy places the organism in Eukaryota, Fungi, Glomeromycota, Glomeromycetes, Glomerales, Glomeraceae.